CUGCUGGCUCAGUGUUUGAGCUGAGAGUCAGGAGUCAGAAAACGACGGUGUUUUGAAAGACAGGCAGAGAUGAAGCUGAACACUCUAAGAUGAUCUAAACUGUUCUUCUGGUUAAAAAAAAAGCUAUCCAAGCGAUAAGUCACACUCUGUUUAAAUAGUUUGGUUUGGAACCACCCACCUGAGCUGUCCUGAAUGAGCAUGUCCCUUGCUCAGCGAGUGCUCCUCACAUGGAUCUUCAGCCUCAUCUUCCUCAUCAUGCUGGUCCUCAAGUUGGACAAGAAGAUCCAGUGGAGCUGGUUCCUGGUCUUCCUCCCUGUGUGGACCUUCGACGCCAUUCUUCUGCUCAUGCUCAUCAUCAAAAUGACAGGCCGUUGCAAACCAGGGUUUGACCCGCGCAAUGGUGCAGAGAACUUGAAGAAGCGUGUUUGGUACCUCACAGCUAUUUUGUUAAAGCUGGCCUUCUGUCUGACACUGUGUGUAAAGCUGGAGCGCCUGAUAGAGAUUGGGCUAAGUUUUGUCUGUAUCCCUCUCUGGACUCUUCUGAUUGGAGCGAUGGUGGAGCUGGGCUUCAGCGUCUUUAACUUCCAGAGGGACUGAAAACAAGACACUGAGGAUACUGAUGCUAGCUUAUUGUUGGAAAAGUAACUUGUAACAUAUAGUCUGUCUAACACUUAUUUAAAAAUUCCCACCUGCAGCAGAGUAACAUGACCCUGAAUGAUUUAUUCUGUAAAUUCUUGAGGACACAUAUUUUCUGUAUGCUUUUUAUUAGUGGGUGAUCUGGAAUUACCUUAAUAUUUUUGAUUAAAGGUGCUUCCAUUUUGUUUUAUUUAUCUUUUAAGGUUUUAAAGGUUUUGUUGGUCUGGUAAACAUUAGGACGAGAAUGAAAGUUCUUGUUUGAUUCUCAUGUCCAGUGUUUAACAUGGACAUACAGUGUUGUGCAAAGUUAUAGACACGUGACCAAAAAAAAAAGGGUAGCGUUAUGUCCGAAAAUGGUUAGAUAAAUACUGUAUGCAUAUGUACAUACUUUACAUUUAUAUUGUUAUUUUUUCUUGUAAGAUUUGUUAUCACAGGUGUCUUAGUAUUUUGCACAAUACUGUAUGUUGUCAAUAUCAGCAUUUUUUCUUUCUUCUUUGUAUGGAUGAAUGGACCAUUAGUAAGGCUUUAAAAUGACUUGAAAUAAUGCUGCAUUCCAUUUGAACGCAUUUAAUUAUAGAAAUUUAAUUUGGGAAUUUCACCUUGAUCGCCCCCCACUACUUAGAAUGUCAGGAGAGCUUCAGAAUCCAAGGUGGCUGCACCACACAAUAGCAGUGAUAAUAAUACAGUAUAUAACAACUUCUAUUUUGUUCACUUCUAAGUUCACACAGUCCAGCAUCUCUGUGAACAUGUUUAAUGCCUUCAGCUAACAGUUUUUGGAAAUGUUUGAAAUAGUGUCUGAUUCUGUUUUAAUGUUUAACUGGAACUCUGUCAGCUUGGUUUCAUGUAAAGCCCCAACUUACAACCUCUGAGGUAAAUGGAAUGCAGCAUAAAUUAUUUUUAACAUAGAAUUCCAUUGAAAGCUUAGAAUGUGUUGUUUUCUCCUGUAAAGUUGCUGUUUUAGAGAUGCUAAUACAUAUCCAUUCAAACCAAAGAGGCAUCACCAGGGAUUGAACUAAGUUUGACCUGAUAACAGGCCCAGUGCUUAGAUGGCUGCACUACUGAUUUUUUAUUUUGUAUUGUUUAGGUUGGUCACGUUCUGAUGUUACAUAAGUACCUUUCAUUUCUGAAGGGAAUGUUUAUUUUCUCUCUAUGCAAUCUGUAACUACCUACUCAGCUAAAAACAUGUUUGACUUCUAUGUUUUCCUAAAAUCAA
Messenger RNA from Astyanax mexicanus (Mexican tetra), 1849 nucleotides. It is a transcript of the gene tmem60, whose product is annotated as transmembrane protein 60. Bases 193 to 597 code for a protein of 134 amino acids. The record is from RefSeq and is a predicted model, not a curated record. The transcript is spliced from 2 exons. Lineage: Eukaryota; Metazoa; Chordata; Actinopteri; Characiformes; Acestrorhamphidae.